Stylonychia lemnae is the source of this 3747-nucleotide messenger RNA. The record is from the annotation of a GenBank genome assembly. Lineage: Eukaryota; Ciliophora; Spirotrichea; Sporadotrichida; Oxytrichidae.
AUGAAAACCUCUGAAUAAGAAAUCUCUUAUAAGGAAAGAGUAAUAACAGAGAUACCUGAGAGACAUAAGUAGCCUAAAGAAAUAAUUAAAAAAGAAAAAUCAAAAACCACUUUAACUCUCAACAUUAUUGACAACCCUGCCCUAUAAAAAGAACUAUAUGUUCCAACUUCAAGCACUCCAGAAUACUAGCAGUUAGAUUAAAAGCCAUUUGAUUUUCAUGUGAAUUCAUUUAAUAAUACAAGCAAAGCCUCAAAAGAUCUCAAUCAUAGUAAUAAUACUAGAAAUAUAAGAACUCUUCUAGUUUCACCAAGAAGGAACUAAAUUAAUACUGAGGUAGUUUCAUAGAAAAUAGGGCAAUAGAGCUUGAAAUAAGAUUAGUUUGAUAUUUAGGCUGUGCUAAAAUAGAGCAAUUAUGAAUACAGGCCCAAUUAAAACGAUAAGAUAAUGCUCAAUAAGCAUUAACUGCAAAACAUUUAAUCCUUAACUAGGCGACUUUCAGAACCAAAUAUUAACAUCGGCAACCAUAAAUAGUUAUUGAAGCAGAAACACAAAAAUCUGUAGAGAUAAUUUGAAAAGAAAUCUAAAAAAGAUAUGUAGAACAUGAAUGAAAUGAUUUCAGAUGGGUUGCUUAUGGGAGAUAAGUCUGAUAUAGUCCAAUUAGCAAUGAUGAAUGAAACCUUAAGGAAUCAAACAUAACCUAAUUUAGCUCAUUGGCCACAGUUAAAAGAAAUCAAGAUUUCAACCUGUCCUUAAAUCCAAAUCGAUGAAUCGAAAACUAUCUUGAAUCUACUAAAUUCGCAAAGAGGAUCAUCCCUAACUCGAAGGCCGAUGACAGCUAGAGAAGCAACUAAGAUUAUGAUGCCUAAGUAUUAGAAAUCUGAACUCAAGCCUGGAACAUAUUAAACUGAUAUCCAUUAGCAUGGAAUUAAGUACACUAAUAAUGACUUCGUGAAGUACUUCCUUCUCAAAAAAAUUAUCAAUAAAUUUCCUCUAUUAAAGCCUCUAGCAACUGUAGAUUAGGAGAAAUUGUUUAAGAUCAAGAAGGAGUUGCUAAAAAUAAGAAUAGUUAAUGAUAUUGUUGAGGAGGAUACAUUGAUGAAUAAAACAAAAAGUUAGUUCAAUUAGAGAUAACUUAGUCUAAUGAGCAACAAAAAUGUCAAGAUACUAAUGCAGGUAACAGCUGAACAUAAUCCAAAUGGAGUUGCCAAAGAAUAACUUGAUAAAUUGUUCAAUGAUAACAAGUUUUAUAGACAAAGCAAUAAGCCCUUAGGGAAUGUUGAUACUGAGGAAAUAGAUUACUAUAAAAAGUAAAAGCAUUCUAACAUCGUUGAGUUUCUAAAGCAAUUUAGAUUAUAAAAUGAAGAAGAGCUAGAAACUAAAGAAGAUUUGCACAAAUUAAUGCAAAAGAAACUGACAAAUAGCUCAUUUUAUGAUGAAAAUGACCCUGAAAUAUAAUUCUUGAAAAAUAUCCUUGCAACUAAUAGAAAGAUCGUUUUGCAGAAUAACAGGGAGGAUUAAGAAUCAGAUGAUGAAUCGAAAGAUGUUUAAUUCGGGCCUUAACAAAGGAUGACACCAACUUUAAAUAUGAUGAUGGAUAACAAAGGUUCGGCAAGCAACAACGAUUAAAAAUUGAUUAAAGGUGCUUUUAUGUCAAAAGGUCUACUACUCAAGAAGUAAGCAUCAGAGAAGCAAAUAAGGAAUAAAUUAAUUUAAGUACCUAAACCAGUCGAAUAAGUAGGAGAAAGAGAAUAGUGGUUGUAUGAGAAGUUGGAUCACGACUUAUAUGAAAAGACGAUCUAGAUUCACAAUAUUUAGUAGCCUGCUUUAACUGAAAGAGGUGCAUCAGUAUAGUCAACUGAUUCGAAUACGAACAAGACUAGACCUAAAACAGCUUUCCUAAGAUCAAAUGGUUCAACUUCAUCUAUUCCUGAUCUUAAUCUAUACACUUAUUUCAAAAUGCUAGAGAGAUAAAAGAGACUGCAAAUGUAGCAAUAGCAAACUGAUUUUUUCAUAACAUAGCAAAAAGAGGCAUUACUAAUGACAGGUAGUUAAGUUAAGCCAUCAUUAACUCGAUCUUAAAGUGCUAUGAAUUCCCCAUGUAAACUAAAGCAAAAAUGCAGCAAGAAGGAAUUUAAGAAGACCCAUGUAAUUAUCAAUCACUAAAGAACUCACUCUUAAAUUAGUCAAAGGGAAAGAUCUAUUAAUAAUGGAACAAGGCUUAUUGAAAAGGAAAAUUCAAACAAUAAUACUAUUCAAAUACCAAAUGAGGGUUUUAAUCUCCCACAUCCUCAUUUGAUAAAAUAACUUCAAAGCAAUGUCACCUCGAUAGAUUCAUUUAGCGCCUCUGAUGUAUAUCAUAUCUAAACACCAAAUAACAAUUUUACAAAGGAGCCUUUGCUAAAUCGUAUAAAAUCAGCUAACCAAGAUCAGGGUAUUCUAAAUUUAUAAUCAGAAUAGAAUGCUCCCUAAAGAAGAAUAUUAAGAGUAUAAGAUUUGAAUGAGCAAUCGCAUAGUGAUAUAAAAGAGAGCUUUAUAGACAAUCAGAAAAAUCUAAACAUUUAAGUUGAUUAGAACACUUAGAUAAGAAAAAUUUCUCAAAAUACUAGCUAAAGAAAUGAUGUUUUAUAUUAACAACAAUCUGUCGAUCCUAAUGAUCAUCUUCAAUAGAUAACUCUUAAUCAUUACUAAACUAUACUUGCUCACAAGUAAAGUAGCCAAGAAAUAAGUAAAAAUGAGUCUCUGAUUGCAAGAGAUAACAAUAUAAGAGUUCAUAUGAAUUAUAAAUCCAAUAUAUAAAGUAAUGUCAAUAAAAUUAAACCUCCAUAGAUGCAAAACCAAUCAUCUUCUCCUAAAGAGUAAAGGAUUAUAAAUCUUUAAACAAAACAAACUUUUCAGAAUGAGGAAAUUGAAAAAAGAAUUAGAAGAGCCCCAAGGAUUUAUUUCCUAGAUUAGAAUCAUUAAGAACUCGAUAUCAAGGAGUUCAAACCUAAGCUAAAAUAAGCAAGACUCUAAUCUGCGUAAAAAUCAAGAGUAAAAUAAAAUAUGAUUAAUGAUUUCUGGAACAAUACUGAAAGGACAUCAACAAAUUACACUUCUACCAUUAAAUCAGCACGGUAAUUUAUGUAUAGUGGUAUUGAUCCGAAUGCUUUGCAUUAAUAAAUCAUGGAAAGAAAUCCAUUUUACGAGAAUAGAAAUCAGCAAUACUAUGCAAAUUAAGCUCUCUUUCACUUGAGUGGAAGAUAGUACUAAUUGAAUAAAAUUCAAUAAUUAAGGCUUAAGAGAUAGCGAAAAGGAUAUGUUCUCAAGUCAAAUGUCAAUCUGGAUCAAAAUUUAAAGAAUCUCAAGCAUCUUUAGUCAAUAAAUGCUAUGAAUAUUGAUCUAGAUCUUAUUGGAGGUAUGGAGAUAGAGAGUAAAGAUAUUCAUUAAGAGAGUAUAACAAAACUUCUAAAGUCAAGGCCUAAAACUGCUUUAAAAAAUGAGGAUUAUAAAUAUCACGGAAAGCACACUAUAUAGAUAGGAGAAAACUUUUCAUCAACUUAAUAAUUCAGCUCUUUUUAGAGACCCCUCACUUCAAGAAGAGGGUCAGGAGAUACUCCAAUGACUAAAAUGGCACCGACUAAUUUUAAUAUAACUAUGAAGAAAAAAGAGGUAAAAGGCUUUAUCCAAAUACAUGGGAAAAAGGUAGAAGAUAAAGAGCAAAAUAUUUAUGGUGGAAAAUAUGGAUCUUAUGGAAUUAAGCAUAUUUGA